CGCUGGCAAUCGCCAUGGCCCUCAACCGCUUCAAGGAAGCCCUCCUCCCAUGCUCCUCCUCCACGGCCACGCCCAGCCAACCUCGGCCCCGAUCGCCGUCGCCUCCUCUCCCUACGCGGCGGCCUCCCAAGACCUCCCUCUCGCAGCAGCUCCUCCGCCUCGAGGCCACCUGCUCCUUUCCCGCCCCCCAAUCGUCCCCUCCCAAACCCCCGAGCCACAAGGUACCGGAGGAUGCGGCGGAACUGCCGACUUCCUCGGAGGAGGAGGACGUGGCUCCUCGCGUCCGGCGCCGUCCGGCCCCGCCACCAGCGGCCGCCCUUGAGCCCCGCGGGCCCUACAAGCCACUCGUGCUCUCGCCGCCCGGAGAGCAGCCCGUUGUCCAGGUUCCCCCAUCAAUUAAUUGCAGGCUACUUGCACACCAGAGGGAUGGCGUGAGAUUCUUAUACAAUCUGUAUAGAAACAACCAUGGUGGCGUGCUUGGAGAUGACAUGGGUUUGGGAAAGACUAUUCAAACAAUAGCUUUUCUGUCCUCUGUUAUUGGAAAAGAUAAUGACCAUGGCGAGAAAUUAGCAGACAAUGGAAAGAAGACUGGUCCUGUACUCAUCCUCUGUCCCACUUCUGUAAUUCGAAAUUGGGAAAAUGAAUUUUCUGAGUGGGCCAGUUUUUCUGUUGCUGUCUAUCAUGGUCCAAAUCGUGACUUAGUUCUUGAAAAAAUUGAAGGUCAAGGACUAGAGGUGCUCAUUACCAGUUUUGAUACUUUUAGAACUCGUGACAAGGUUUUAUGCGACAUCCCAUGGGAACUUGUGGUAGUUGAUGAGGCCCACCGUCUCAAGAAUGACAAAUCGAAGUUAUAUACAGCUUGCUUGGGAAUUACUACACAAAAACGCUUCGGUCUCACUGGAACCAUAAUGCAGAAUAAGAUAAUGGAAUUAUUCAAUGUGUUUGACUGGGUCGCACCUGGUUGUUUGGGGGACCGAGAACACUUUAGAGAAUAUUAUGAUGAACCCUUAAAACAUGGCCAGAGAUUAAGUGCUCCUGAGAGAUUUGUUCAAGUUGCUGAUAAGCGCAAGAAGCACCUUGUCUCUGUUCUGAGGAAAUUCCUGUUGAGAAGAACAAAAGAGGAGACUAUUGGACAUCUCAUGCUUGGGAAGGAAGAUAAUAUUGUUUUCUGCAGAAUGAGUGAUGUUCAAAAGCGUGUUUAUAGAAGAAUGCUGCAACAGCCUGACAUACAAAUCCUUGUAAAUAAAGAUCUCCCCUGUAGCUGCGGAAGUCCUCUGACUCAGGUUGAGUGUUGCAAGAAAAUUGAACCAAAUGGCAUUAUCUGGUCCUAUCUCCACAGAGAUAAUCUGGACGGCUGUCCUCUAUGCCCCUUCUGCCUUGUUCUUCCUUGCCUUGUCAAGCUUCAGCAGAUUAGUAACCAUCUGGAAUUGAUAAAGCCCAAUCCAAGGGACGAGAUCGAAAAGCAGAAAAAAGACGCUGAGCUUGCGGCUGCUGUGUUUGAUACAGAUAUUGAAUUAGUUGGCGGUAGUGCUAAAAGUGAAAACUUCAUGGGUCUCAGCGACUCAGAACACUGUGGAAAGAUGCGUGCACUGGAAAGACUUAUGGUUCUAUGGACUCUAGAGGGUGACAAGAUUCUUCUUUUCAGCUAUUCUGUCAGGAUGCUUGACAUACUAGAGAAGUUUCUUAUAAGGAAGGGUUAUUGCUUUUCUCGCUUGGAUGGAUCAACCCCCAUGAAUGCACGCCAGUCGCUCGUUGAUGAGUUCAACAAAAGCCCUAGCAAACAGGUUUUCCUUAUAUCUACUCGGGCAGGCAGUUUAGGUGUUAACCUUGUGAGUGCUAACCGUGUGGUGAUAUUUGAUCCUAGUUGGAAUCCUGCUCAAGACUUGCAAGCACAAGACAGAUCCUUUCGAUAUGGACAGAAACGGCAUGUCACAGUAUUUCGCCUACUUGGAGCUGGUUCACUAGAAGAACUCAUUUAUUCUCGACAGAUAUAUAAACAGCAGCUUUCUAACAUUGCAGUCUCAGGGACAAUAGAAAAGCGUUACUUUAACGGUGUGCAGGAUGAUAAGAAAUUUCAAGGUGAGCUCUUUGGGAUCUGCAAUCUGUUCCGUGACUUGUCUGAUAAGCUUUUCACUAGUGAGAUUAUUGAGAUGCAUGGAGAACAUGAGAAAGAUAAAACAUCUGAAGCGACAGGGAUAAGAGAAAUAGUCGACACUGAUUUAUUUGGCACACAAGAGAAAAUGAAAUCUCCCACAGCAGCAAUAGGUGAUGAAAAUCAGACAUUGGCUGACUGUGGAAUAGUGUAUGCUCACCGUAACGAGGAUGUUGUCAACACGAGGACACAGGAACACAGCGAAAAAGAUGACGGUGCUACUGAAGAAUGUGUACAGAUCCUCUCCGAGGGCCUGCAGAGUAAGAAGCAAAUAAAGCCCACGACCAGGGCGAAAUUUUUCUCAGUGGAGGAACAGAAACGGAAGGAGUUCAGCUGCGUUGCAUCUUCUGUUGGUAUGAACGACCUUGAGUUCAGCAAGUGGUUGCUAUCCGUCUCACCUUUGCAGCGGCAGCAAGUACUGGACAAUCAUAGGAAGAAAAGAAGUAGUAUCAUCAAGCGUAAAUGAUGCGAGCCUUCAGAGUAUUUUCUAUUCAUACUUUCUGAUAGACCUUCAGAGUAGUGCGUAGGGGUUUCGCGUAUGUUUGGUUGUCUGUAAAGGUGUUUAUGCUUUUCUUUAGAGGAGGCCUCAACACUUCUUUAAUUUAAUGAUUUCUGCUAAAUCGCAGCUAGCUCUUUUGUAAUUCGUCCACACUUUUUAUUGCCUGUCCGUGUCUCUAAGAUUCACAAUGGAGAUACAACAA
Molecule: messenger RNA, 2853 nt
Organism: Lolium rigidum
Lineage: Eukaryota; Viridiplantae; Streptophyta; Magnoliopsida; Poales; Poaceae
Product: switch 2-like
Exons: 8
Coding region: 15-2618 (867 amino acids)
Molecular function (GO): ATP binding; ATP-dependent chromatin remodeler activity
Source: RefSeq, a predicted model, not a curated record